Molecule: messenger RNA, 815 nt
Organism: Rubroshorea leprosula
Lineage: Eukaryota; Viridiplantae; Streptophyta; Magnoliopsida; Malvales; Dipterocarpaceae
Source: the annotation of a GenBank genome assembly
AGAAAAUCAUAAAAGAAGUUCUUGAUUUGAAAUACCUGAAGAAAUCAAUAGAAUGGCCUCUUUCAAUUGUCUUGUCUUGGCUAUCUUCAUGGCUUUGUCAUACUCAAGCAUCAAUGUCAGCCUAGCAGCUCGUCGUCUUCAGCAACUGCCCUCUUUACCUCCACUGCCCGUUCCAUCUCUUCCACAGCCUUCAUUACCAUCCCUGCCAAACUCUGGGGCCCUUCCUCCCCUUCCCAGCAUUCCCACAAUGCCUCAACCCACCCUCCCUACUGCCCCGAAAGUCACUUUGCCUCCAUUGCCUAGCGUUCCUAAAAUGCCUCAACCUACUCUGCCCACCGCACCAAAGGUCGCUCUACCUUCAUUGUCUAGCGUUCCCACAAUGCCUCAACCAACCCUACCUGCUACUCCAACAGUUUCUCUGCCACCAUUGCCUAGCGUUCCUGCAAUGCCUCAGCCUACACUGCCGGUCGCUCCAAAAGUUACUCUGCCUCCACUCCCUAGCGUUCCUUCAAUCCCCUUCAUCCCUGUCCUUUCCCCACCCCCUGCAAACUAAAACCAGCCCUUGAAAUGAGCAUGGAUUUGCAUUUUGAGUAGUGUGAUCGCAUCGCCCUAUAAUUUUCAUAGUUUCAUGUUAGAUUGAUAUGCCAAUUUGAUCUUUCUUAUUUCCACAAGAAAGAUGCGUGCUGGAGCCUUUCAUCAGUUCUCUUUGUUUGCUUUUAUGUGAGUAUUGAUGUUAAUUAGUUUGCAUCGUAUAUUUUCUCCUGUAUUUCAUUUCUUCAGGAUUAUAUAAUAGUAACACUGAAUUUUUUUAUCAU